GCUUCUGAUUUUGUAACAGUUUGUAAUAAUGAAAAAUGCUCAGUCUGAGCUUAGCUAUAAAGUGGAGCUUCCAUAGUUAGUUAGCUACACUUCUUAAUUGGAUCUGUCAUGGAGAAGGAAGCAAUCGUUGAUUAUCCCGAGUCUUAUGGCUCCGUCAGUGCUGCUAGGCCCACUGGAGCAGAUGGAGAGAAGCAGGCCGCAGUGUCCUUAUCUUUUCAUGAUGUUAGCUAUGCUGUUACCAGUGGGGUCUUUAAAAAGACCACCAAAGUCAUACUUAACAAUUUAACUGGUGUUAUGAGGCCAGGCCUUAAUGCUAUAAUGGGACCAACUGGUAGUGGAAAAACAAGUCUGUUAGAUGUACUAGCUGACAGGAAGUCAAAAGGUGGUCUAACUGGUAUUGUGUUAGUUAAUGGACGGCCACAACCAAAAUACUUCAAGUGUAUGAGUGGAUACGUUGUACAGGAUGAUGUCAUCAUGGGUACUCUCUCUGUCCGUGAGAACUUGUACUUCUCAGCUGCUCUGAGACUACCCAAUAGUAUGAAGUGGGCGGAGAAGAAGAGACGAGUAGAGAAAGUUAUCGGAGAGCUAGGACUAACUGGAUGUGCUGAUACUAAAGUUGGUACUGAAUUCAUUCGUGGUGUCAGUGGAGGAGAGAGGAAGAGGACUAACAUUGGUAUGGAGCUGAUAAUAGAACCACAAGUAUUGUUCCUUGAUGAACCAANCACUGGACUGGAUGCAUUCACUGCUGUAGCUGUAGUACAACUGCUUAGGAAGUAAA
This is a messenger RNA of Amphimedon queenslandica, 778 nucleotides long. RefSeq names its product ATP-binding cassette sub-family G member 2-like. Gene Ontology annotation, molecular function: ATP hydrolysis activity; ATPase-coupled transmembrane transporter activity; ATP binding. Gene Ontology annotation, cellular component: plasma membrane. NCBI's taxonomy places the organism in Eukaryota, Metazoa, Porifera, Demospongiae, Haplosclerida, Niphatidae. The transcript has 5 exons. Bases 109 to 777 code for a protein of 222 amino acids. Gene Ontology annotation, biological process: transmembrane transport. The record is from RefSeq and is a predicted model, not a curated record.